CAGAGUGGAGCCUUAGAGGAGUCAGGAUUUCAGCUGCGGCAUCGACACACCGGAAUGACCCGGAAACUUGCUCCUAGCCGAAGUAGGACGUGAUAACUACUAAGGAUAGUUACUGAUCAAGUUGCUAUUUCCAAGUACAUCAUAAUGCAGAAUUCUUUAUCAGUACCAUCAAGAGAUCAAGGUGAUACAAACAUCCCUUCUGGAACAGGACAGAGUGGAAAGAGUUUGCAGAGUAAGAGUCAAUUUAGGACCAUUGCACCAAAGAUUGCUCCUAAAGUCCUAGCCUCCAGAGUGCUGCCAUGUCACUCACCUUCACUUUCUGAUCAGGGGACUCUGGGGCCCUCCAUGAGCCCCAAGCCACUGGGAAUGCCCACCCAGAACUAUGCACUGAUGCAGGUAGCUGGCCAGGAAGGUACUUUUUCUCUUGUUGCUUUGCCGCCUGUUACCUCAGCUCAGCCAAUUCAGAAACCCCAAAUGCCUGAGAACCUUAAAGUGCCUAUUCCUCGAUACCAACCCCUAAGAAGUAACAAAGGACCUAGAAAGAAGUCCAUCCUGAGCUCUCCUGAAAGUGGCUGCAGCAGACCUGUUGCCCACACCCAGAUGUGCCCUCAGAUUUCCCCUUCCCCACCUGCCCAUCCUGAACUCCCGCAGAAAGCCAAUCCAUGCAAACAGAUGCCAUCACCAGACCAAGCCUCAGGGGGGACCAGCACAGCUCCACUGGUUGAGAGCAGUGGUCAUGAAGACUCCACACCUCCAGUGAUCGACAGCUGCAGAGAUCGAAACCCUCCAGCUACACCAGCCCUGUCUACACCAGCGGAGCCCUCUGCCAAGCAGAGGCUCUCAGAUAAUUCAGGGAAAGCUAGCCAUAGAAACAGGAAGGUACCCAGUGGACCUUCUGCCGUUGCCAGAGGAAAACUUAAGGGACACAUAGAUCAUGGGAACGCCGUGACCAGUUUAUCACCAGGCAUUUUUGGCAGUGCAGUUCAGUUGAUCUCAUCAGUUCCCAAAGGUAAAGUACCAAUCUUACCCUACAAAAGAAUGCAGACAAACAAGAUUUGCCAAACUGAAUCAGAUGCCAGUGCUGCAGAAUUUUCUUUAUCUGGGUAUAGGACAGAUAAUGAUAGGAAAUUCUCCAUCAAAGAAAGCUUUAAUGCAGCCAACAAUAUGUCUAGCAAGACACCUGUUCCACCAGUACCAAAGCAGAUUCUUUGCGGAAGUGCCUUUUGUCCAGCCACCAAAACAGAUCUCAACCACAAAACAAAACUGAACGUUGGAGCAGCAAAGAGAAGAGGAAGAAAACGAAAGAUUCCAGAUGAAGUUUUAGCAUUUCAGGGGAAAAGGAAGAAAUGCAUUAUCAAUAAAUGCAGAGAUGGUAAAGAGAAAGCAAAAAACAAUCUCCAAGAAUCCAAAGACCAAAAGCCAGGGGCUUUGAAAAAAUAUCGUAACAUUAUGCCCAAACCUGUGGUUGUCAUGUCUGCUUUGCCUCCCCUGGCUUCUCCUUCAGCCACCCUCCACUCUCAGACCUCCACCAACCUAGGACAGGACAUCUCAUUAAAUAAUUCAGUCACUUCCAAAUGUCUCAGCUGUAAGCAGAAUGACAGCCCUUCCACCAAGCUCAGCUCCGUGUUCAGAAAUGGAUUCUCUGGUGUCCGAAAACCUUGGCACAGAUGCCAAGUUUGUAACCACCACUUCCAGUUCAAACAGCACCUUCAGGACCACAUGAACACACAUACCAACAGGCGCCCGUACAGCUGUCGCAUCUGCCGCAAGGCCUAUGUGCGCUCUGGCAGCCUGAGCACACAUAUGAAGCUCCACCAUGGUGAGAACCGUCUGAGGAAACUUGUGUGCUGUGAGUUCUGUGCAAAAGUGUUUGGCCACGUGCAAGUCUAUUUUGGCCACCUAAAAGAAGUACACAGGGUUGUGAUCAGCACAGAGCCCGGCCCUAGUGAAGCGCAGCCGGAAGACAUGCCGAAGAGCAGAGACAGACACGCCAGUGAUCGAGAGGCAGAGAGAGCACUGGAGCGGGAAAACAAGUCAAGCUUGGAAGAAGAUUUCCUUCUAACCCAGGCAGACGAAGUCAAAUUACAAAUCAAAUGUGGCCGUUGUCAGAUCACUGCACAGUCUUUUGCUGAAAUCAAGUUUCAUUUACUUUAUGUUCAUGGAGAAGAAAUUCAGGGUAGGUUGCAAGAGGGAAUCUUACCCAGCAAAAGAGGGGCUCAGAGAGCGCUGACCAGACACACUGCUCCUGACUGGAAGCAACAUCAAAACCAGGUGAAGCCUUGUGCCUCUGAGGAGAACUGCCAUACACAUCCUAAGAAGAAAAGACAGCUCUGCCUUCACCGUGAGAAUGAUGUGGAAAUACUCAAGGCCAGUGACGGAGGCCAACUGGGAACGGAAAGGCUGAAGGAAGACCCCCAGGACUCAGGAUGUGGCAGCCGCCACACGGUUUUCCUCUGGUCUCAUUCAGGCUUCAGCUGCCUCCUGUGUGCCCAGACCCUGGGGAGGAAGGAGGAGCUCUUUCUCCACUGGGAGAGCCACCAUAACUGUGAGGACCCCUCCAGACUUUGGGCUAUUCUAAGUACAUUCUCCAACCAAGGAGUGAUAGAGAUUUCCAGGGAAACCAGCAAGUGAAACUCUGAGGCAAACUGGGGUUAAAGAAAAUUUUGCUAGCACCUUUCUUUCAAAGCUUUGUGUUUUAUGGUGAUACUUAAGUAUAUGAAUCAAAUAAGUUAGUGUGAACAUUAAUGAACAAAGUUUUGUAUAUUUAUUUUCUUAUAAAAUAAAAUAUAUGCUCUGGGUGCAAA
Messenger RNA from Cavia porcellus (domestic guinea pig), 2804 nucleotides. It is a transcript of the gene Znf438, whose product is annotated as zinc finger protein 438. The record is from RefSeq and is a predicted model, not a curated record. Lineage: Eukaryota; Metazoa; Chordata; Mammalia; Rodentia; Caviidae. Gene Ontology annotation, cellular component: nucleus. The coding region runs from base 145 to 2631 and encodes 828 amino acids. The transcript is spliced from 4 exons. Gene Ontology annotation, biological process: regulation of transcription by RNA polymerase II. Gene Ontology annotation, molecular function: DNA-binding transcription factor activity, RNA polymerase II-specific; sequence-specific DNA binding.